Messenger RNA from Salvelinus fontinalis (brook trout), 3387 nucleotides. Its product is annotated as atypical chemokine receptor 3-like. Gene Ontology annotation, cellular component: membrane. Gene Ontology annotation, biological process: chemotaxis; angiogenesis; G protein-coupled receptor signaling pathway. The transcript is spliced from 3 exons. The record is from RefSeq and is a predicted model, not a curated record. Lineage: Eukaryota; Metazoa; Chordata; Actinopteri; Salmoniformes; Salmonidae. Bases 481 to 1605 code for a protein of 374 amino acids. Gene Ontology annotation, molecular function: G protein-coupled receptor activity; chemokine binding; coreceptor activity.
AGGUGAUGGAAUGCAAAGCAGCAUUGGACGUCAGACUUUUCAGUACUCGGACACAAAUAACUAACUACUGUUUAUAUCUCUAUUAUGUUGGUGGGAGUGGAAAUCCGAUGUUUCGCAAGUCCGUCGAUUCCAUUGUUUUUUUUCUGAAACAUCAAUGAAUCAGUUUUACCAAGCUGCCUAGUUGCCCUAGUAGGCGUUGCUCUCUGCAGUAUUUAACAAGUGCACCGGGACAAAGCGAGGUAGUCUCGACAGAGCAGGAACCCGAGAGCUCUUCAGUCAAUUUGCGUAUGACCUACAGACUUCAACAGGCCUACUAUAACGUCAAUAUUGACACCAGUCUAGGGACUCUCAAAAGCAUUCACGGGGACAUUCUGUGCAAUUUCUGUAUUGAAGGAGUUACAAAGGACACAGAAAGGCAUUUUAUUGUGGAUUCUGGCUUUUUCACAACACGGCCUUCCCCCCACUGCGGUGAACGCCACCAUGAGUCUGAGUGUGAACGAGCUGACGGAGCUGAUGGAGAUGUGGGCGGAGCUUAACUUCACGGGGGACAACAUGUCAUCCCACCACGUAGAGGCUCUGCUGUGCCCGGCUGGGUUCAGCCACGCGGCGGUGCUCUACACCCUCUCUGUCCUCUACAUCUUCAUCUUCCUGGUGGGCCUGGCCGCCAACACCCUGGUGGUGUGGGUCAACCUCCGCUCAGAGAGGAACCGCUUUGAGACCCACCUGUACAUCCUCAACCUGGCUGUGGCUGACCUCUGUGUGGUGGCUACUCUCCCAGUCUGGGUCAGCUCGUUGCUGCAGCGCGGCCACUGGCCCUUCGGCGAGGCCGUCUGUAAGAUCACCCACCUGGUGUUCAGCGUCAACCUCUUCGGGAGUAUCUUCUUCCUCACCUGUAUGAGCGCGGACCGCUACAUGUCCGUGGCGCUAUUCGGAGACGGAGGGAACAGCCGCAGGAAGAAGGUGGUGCGGAGGGUGAUCUGUAUCCUGGUUUGGCUGCUGGCGCUGGCCGCCUCUGUCCCAGACACUUACUUUCUCCAGGCGGUCAAGUCCACACACUCUGACGCCACCCUGUGCCGGCCCGUCUACCCCACUGACAACCCCCGAGAGUGGAUGGUGGGCAUUCAGCUUAGCUUCAUCGUCCUGGGCUUCGCCAUCCCAUUACCGGUCAUCGCUGUCUUCUACCUGUUAUUAGCAGGCGCCAUUGGCAACGCCAACCCGCCAGGCUCCAGCGCCAUCUCAAACCAGGAGCGACGCAUCAGCCGGAAGAUCAUCCUGACCUACAUUGUGGUGUUCCUGGUCUGCUGGCUGCCCUACCACGGAGUCCUAUUGGUCGACACUUUAUCUCUCCUCAACGUCCUGCCCUUCAGCUGCAGGCUGGAGAACUUCCUGUAUGUGUCCCUCCACCUGACUCAGUGCUUCAGCCUCAUCCACUGCUGCAUCAACCCCGUCAUCUAUAACUUCAUCAACAGGAACUACCGUUACGACCUCAUGAAGGCCUUCAUCUUCAAGUAUUCCACCAAGACGGGCCUGGCCAAGCUCAUUGACGCAUCACAUGUGUCCGAGACGGAGUACUCGGCCGUGGCGGCGGUGGAGAAUAACGUGUGAUUGACCCGCUGGGAGAGGACAGGAUAAGAUGGGAUACACUUUAUUGUCCCUAAGGGGAAAAUUGUCUUGGACCCACAGAGGUGAUGUCACACAACCCACAGAGAACUGACUCUCUACCAAACAGACUCUAUUUAAGGCCUGCUGAACGGGCUGAACAGUUAACUGACUGCAUGCAGUCCCUGGGAAGGACAUCUCAAGCACAUUAGACGCACUGUAAAAGACCAAGACCAAAUACAUAUGCUCUGUUUCAUUUACAGUGUGACUCCACUUUUGUUAUAAUUUCCCCCUUUUUGAGUGAGUUUGGUUAACUUCCCCCUGGCUAGUAACAGGGGUGGGGGGUCUUCUUCAUAAAGCACUACUUCUGAACUGGAGACUUGGUGUCACCCAAACAGAUGGUUCAACAACACCGUAAACACACACACACACACACACACACACACACACACACACACACACACACACACACACACACACACACACACACACACACACACACACACACACACACACACACACACACACACACACACACUUCCCCCUGCCCUGGUCGGAGCCACAGCGGAGGGAGACGAGGUGCUCUCCCUGCCAGUGUUUAUGUGAGCAGGCAGUCAGUCAACCAGACUCCAUUACCCUGAAGGACCUGCCACUGAAUCAAGCCACUGUGUUUAAAUGGAAAUCAGGAAUGUCAAACGGACUGACAGCCGAGACCAGAGUCAAAACUCUAAAGCUAUAUUUUAUUUUGUAUUCUUUAUUCUGAUCCCCCUCAGCUGACUCUUAGCUUCUGGUCUUCGCUGGGGCCAUAAAAAAGACAUUACAAACACGAAAGCCAAUCUGUAGAAUGUGAGAAGUAGAUGUAUGUAUGUUGAUGUAUGUUGAUAUAUGUAUGUUGAUGUAUGUAUGUUGAUGUAUGUAUGUUGAUGUAUGUAUGUUGAUGUAUGUAUGUUGAUGUAUCUAUGUUGAUGUAUGUAUGUAUGUUGAUGUGUGUAUGUUGAUGUAUGUAUGUAUGUUGAUGUAUGUAUGUUGAUGUGUGUAUGUUGAUGUAUGUAUGUUGAUGUAUGUAUGUUGAUGUAUGUAUGUUGAUGUAUGUAUGUAUGUUGAUGUAUGUAUGUUGAUGUAUGUAUGUUGAUGUAUGUAUGUUGAUGUAUGUAUGUUGAUGUAUGUAUGUUGAUGUAUGUAUGUUGAUGUAUGUAUGUUGAUGUAUGUAUGUAUGUUGAUGUAUGUAUGUUGAUGUAUGUAUGUUGAUGUGUGUAUGUUGAUGUAUGUAUGUAUGUUGAUGUAUGUAUGUUGGUCAGUGAGGUGUCCAUAUAAAGCCAGGAGGAUCCAUCCAGUCCCAAACACUCCUCUAGAUGACUCAUUUAGAAAGUAUUGGUGCUUAGUAUGUAGAAUGAAGGAGUAGACUUUCAAAUCCACAUUAUUAGAUCAUUGUUUAUUCUGUAAAUAUCAUAUUUAUAUAUUUGUUGAUUUGUAGGUGCAGUGAUUUUGUUAAGUUUUGUGAAACGGAAUCAAUGAAGGUGUGCUUUCUGUGUAAUGUUAAAAAAAAUGGCAGUUAUGCUACUGUUUAAAAUAAUAUACCAUUAGUUAUAUUUUAGUUAUCUUGUUCUUUUUGUUCAACUAGUUUGCAUUUAUUUCACUACACAAAAGAAAAACAAUGUGUGUACAUUUCAGUCACAACCUGAAAAUUAUUUGCAACUGUUUUUGAAUUUGCAAACACAGUUUCUUGCCAGUCAGUUGAUGUUUUUACGCUCUUGUGUAAAAUAACAAAUAAAUGCACAAAACAGUUUA